This is a messenger RNA of Eimeria tenella, 354 nucleotides long. RefSeq lists its product as uncharacterized. The transcript has 2 exons. The record is from RefSeq and is a predicted model, not a curated record. Lineage: Eukaryota; Apicomplexa; Conoidasida; Eucoccidiorida; Eimeriidae. Gene Ontology annotation, cellular component: membrane. Bases 1 to 354 code for a protein of 117 amino acids.
AUGGCGCAGCACUUGGCCCUCUCCAGCGCUGCUGCAGUCCUCGGCUGCGGCAUGUACGGCUACCUGCGGGCAGGUUCAGCAGCUUCUCUUGCAGGAGGAGCUGCUCUUUGCUGCGCGUUUGCCGUCUCGGGCCUCGCCAUUCAGAAAACUGAUCACAUUGGCUUUGCCAGCAUCGCCGCUGCAGCUUCGGGCGCCGCCUGCACCGCCAUAGGCGCGAGGAGGUGGUGUCGGGUGCGCAUGCAGCAGCAGCAAGGCGCGUCCAGGAAAGUGGCUCCUCUACUUCUGCUGACUAUUGGAGUCACGAAUGUUGCAUAUUACUCAAUGAAGGCCUGGGAGUUCCGGGAGAAUCUUUAA